Messenger RNA from Zingiber officinale, 676 nucleotides. Its product is annotated as acyl-coenzyme A thioesterase 13. The transcript has 3 exons. The record is from RefSeq and is a predicted model, not a curated record. Lineage: Eukaryota; Viridiplantae; Streptophyta; Magnoliopsida; Zingiberales; Zingiberaceae. Gene Ontology annotation, molecular function: fatty acyl-CoA hydrolase activity. The coding region runs from base 111 to 599 and encodes 162 amino acids.
AUGAUUGAUUGAGCGAGUCAAUCGGAUUUGAUAGGGCGAAACGAAAGCAGCAAAUUCAUCUCCGCUCCAUCCCUUCCCCUCGGCUCUCAUCGCUGCGUCACCUUGUUGAGAUGCCGACGCCGCCUGAGAACCGCCAGAAGCUGGAUCCAAUGGAUGCCAAAUUGCGAUUAUUCCCGCAGAAUUCGCACGAGAUUCCCGGUUUUGCCCAAAAGAAGGGCUUCUACUCCGAUCUCCAUCGAAGCAUCCUGAAGGUCGACCGUGUUGAGCGUGGCCGCGUCAUCUGCUCCCUCACCGUCGAUUCUGCUGUCGCAAAUAAAUACAAGACAUUGCACGGAGGGGCGGUCGCUUCAGUGGCAGAGAUGGUGUCGCUUGCCUGUGCGAAGACGGUGGCUGGAGAUAAGGACUUCUUCCUUGGGGAGUUGACAACUGCUUAUCUCUCUUCGGCGAGCCUAAAUGAAGUCAUUACAGUUGACGCAUUCAUACUAAGGCAGGGGAGAAGCGUGGUUGUAACAUCAGUAAAUUUCAGUACAAAGACAACCGGGAAACUUCUAUAUACAUCUCGUUCUACCUUUUACAUUAUGCCAGUGGCCAGUCUGUAAACCCCUAUUUUACAAACCAACAUUUUAAGAAACAUGGUAUAUACAUUAUAUAACAUUAAGUACAUUGUUCGUGAUUA